This is a messenger RNA of Schistosoma curassoni, 2710 nucleotides long. Lineage: Eukaryota; Metazoa; Platyhelminthes; Trematoda; Strigeidida; Schistosomatidae. The record is from the annotation of a GenBank genome assembly.
CUUUGAAAUGUGGUGAGCGGGUUUAGGAUAACUACGUUACGCCUAAGACUAUGCUACAGGCCUACUAUUCAUGGGCAACCGGUUAGCUUGUUGUCGCCAAACAUGGAUAGAAUUUCAUGAUGAAAGUGAAGAAGACUGCAAGAAUCACCCAUUACCCCGAGUUUUUGGUCACCAGAAUAAUGGUGCUGAUUUCUCUGAAGAGGAUAGUGGAUUCAAAAUUGAAAAUCGUGAACUCUGUGUCAGUUGUACACGUAUUAGCGUACCUGAGAAACCUUCUGUUGCGUAUAAUUUAACACAACACAUAAGUGAACGGGAACCAGAAGGUUUGUGACCUAUGGGUCACAUUUAUUAUAUUAAUGCACCAUAGAUGUCGAGUUUGACCCAUCACUUAAUGCCUCACAACAUACACUGUUCCUUUCCGGCAUUACACCUGAAUAUCAGAGUAAGUGAGAUACUUUUUUACACUAAGAUCUAGUGGUAGGAUUUUCCAGGGACCUGACGGUAUGUUGUAAAUUUAUUUAUGGCUUACGCAACAUCAGCCCAUGUCUAGGAAAGGGGCUCCUACAACCCUUUCUAUUAAACGGUGGAGUUCUUGCAGUACUAUAUAUGUUGGGGAUGGCUAUCUGGCUCGUCCUGAUGUGAAUGACAUUGUAUCUAGCGUGUCAGUGGCUAUUCAACUUCUUAUGUGCAGUGAUCUAAACAAACAUUUUUCAAAGCUGUUACAUAAACCGGGUGUAAAUUCAUGUCCUGACUUCCUGCAGGAUAUGUAUGAAGAGGUGUAUAGAAAUUUUGAUGAACGAGUCUACCCCAUUGAGCACCUCGUGUAUGAUGAAGAUGCAAAUACCAGUACUAUAAAUGAUUGGAAAUCUUCAACAGCCUAUCAUAUUCGACAGUUUCUGCGUCGUCUUUUCAGCACAGCCCUAUUGGGACCCGAAUGUGCUAUUGUAGCCCUUAUAUUUCUUGAACGACUUAUACUUGGAGCCGAAGUGGCUAUGACAUCAUGGACAUGGCGUCGUCAACUUUUAGCUUGUGUUCUUCUUGCUAGCAAAGUUUUAGAUGAUCAGGCUGUAUGGAAUAUCGACUAUUGCCAAAUUCUCCGGGAUAUCCAUGUUGAGGAUUUGAAUGCUUUGGAACGACACACAUUAAGACUGUUACGGUUUAAUAUCAAUGUACCAUUUGGAGUAUAUGCCAGAUAUUAUUUUGACUUGUUAACCGUUGGGGAGAGCGCUGGAGUCGCAAAUCAAGCUGUUAAACGAAAACGCUUAACUCCUGAAAGAGCACGCAACUUCCGAAUAUUACCUACUAAUUUGGAAAUAUGUACAUCGGACAAAACAUUAUUAGAUAGAGGAUUUCUUUUUGACUUACCUUCUUUCACAAAAUCAGAAGUAUUGUGCAAUAAGAAAGAGAAACAAACGCGUAUUACUAUUCAGAAAUCAACAGAAGUUAAAUGCUACAAAGACGGUAAUCAUAAAAAGUUCAUUAAAACUCCUUUUUUAAGUCGAAAUCAGGCAACUGACCAUGAAAUUAACUUGUCCAACCCAAAGUUUGAUCUUAUGCUUGAUCAUGUAACAGUUCCUGUUGAUAUUAAUUAUCAGUCUUUCAAUAAUGUAAUUUCCGAUGAAUCGUUGGUUCCAAUCCACCUAGAUGAAGAAACCGAUUUUGUAAAUUCUACUCCCCCAACUUUUUCAAAGUUAAGAGAUUUUACUUGUCAGUCGAAACAAUCAAAGACAAAGUACUCUUACACAGACCAAGAGCGUUCUAACCAGUUUCAUCCCUUAUUAUUAUCAUCAUCUUUGAAUUAUCAAAAAGAAACAGUUCCUUGCACGAAGCUUCUGAUCAACUCCUCCUGUAAGCCUUUCCAAACGUCAGCUUGUGUUCGGAAUUUUAAUCCACCUUGUUCCUUAAAUGAAGCAACAGGUGUAGAUCCCAAUAAUGUAACUGAUUCUCGUAUGGGAACAGAGUUUAUGCGAUCUCUUAUGGGUGGCGAUGUAGCUUAUUCCUUAUUACGCGAUUCUGGAUUAUAUUGAUUAGCUAAGGUUUAAUAUAUUUGCUUUUAAUAUUAUUUGUGCUAUUGUUAUUAACGCUUAUAGUGAGGAACUUUCUACUAAAAUUCUGGCUAUUUUGUAUUUGUGUGCAUUUAUUUAUUUGCCUUUAUCACUAAAACUACUUCUAUUUUUACUCAGUUUUAUUUUUAUUUCAUACUGUUUUCUUAACAUGCCAUUAUUAAUAAUUUCAUUCUUCCCAUAUGGAUGUUAAACAUUUUUGAGUCUCUUAAUCAAAUUCCCCAUAUAUAUUUACUGUCAAUCUAGUCUCUUCUGUAUAUUCAACAAUCUGCAAUAUUCGAAUACAACGAUUGUGUUUCCAUUACGAUUAUUAGCAGUAGUAUUAGUGACAGCAAUUUUAUAACUCUACUAUAAGUUGGUAUUUUCUUAUGUUUCAUUUUGUGAGUUUUUCGUACGAUGGUUAUAUAUAUAUAUAUACUUUAUAAAGAAUUGUAUGUUUAGUAUUUUAGAUUCCUCUCAUUCGUUUACUACGUAUUUACACAUGUAUAAUUGUUGUAUUUUCCUCAGAUAAGUAUUCCUUCUUGUAUUUAUCAUUUGACAGAUAUAUGAAUAAAUCAAGUUUAUUAUAGGUAUCAUAUUUAUACAGGAAAUGAUUAACAAUGUACAUUUUUUGAUUAAAUAAAAAAUAAACAUGUGUACGAUUUUUA